AUGCUCGCCAGUGCUCUUCGCAAUGUUCUCCGCAGUAUUGGCCUCCCGAUACUUGAUUGGAAAUCUUGGAAGGGUCUAGAGGGACAAAAACCAGUGAUUCACUCUCGCAAAUCAGCGGUUUGUUGUUGCCUUGUCCAUAUUAUACCACUCUUUGUUUCUGGUGUUCUUUUGUAUUUCAACCUGAAACGCUACUUCAUAGGGUCUGAGCUAGAGGGCCAACAGAACAAGGACGCGCUCAAGCUGUCAGUUCUCCAGGUCUGCGCAAAAGCUCAGGAACUGGCAAUAGUAGCCAGCACUACAACAAUUCUCUUGGAGCUAAUUCGCUACGAGCUCAUGUAUGGCAAUGGUUUGCCUCUCGGGCUUUUGGCCAGUGCCUUUUCGUACUCUCAAGUCAGCGGUGUAGCGUGCGGGAGUCGAAGACAUAUGGUAACGGCUGCUUGUAGUUGGUUCAUUACACCAGACUUCUGGGGCAGUCUUGUGGUUUGUGGAAAGCCCGACACCCGAUGGGGCAAAUUUAGGAGUAUUGGCUUGAUUGUGUUGCUGGUUGUGUGUGGAUUCAUCGCCGUACUCGCUGGCCCCACCGCAGCUAUCCUCAUGCUCCCCACGGUCGUGGACUGGCCUGUGGGAGGUGUGAUAUAUUGGAUAAACGGUACCAAUGAACAACUCUGGCCCCAACAUUUGACGGCGGAUUCGCUUUUGGGUUAUGGCUGUGAUAACCAAAACGCUCAGCUAUACGACCCACGGUGCCCCUCUGCCGGAUUUCCUUCUCUUUAUCAGCACUUUUCCAACUGGAGAGGCAGCCCCAUCACAGAUUCCUGGGCCUGGACUUCGCACGGCCCGACGGCUUCGACACUGAACGUUGCAGCAGAUCUUCACAAUCACUACCAGGGGCAACUACUCGAUGACGGCAAACUGCCGUCUCCGUUAAAAAAGAACAUUGCGUGGGCUAGUUCGAAAUCUUUCACCGUGUCGUCCAAGGUGCCCGCGGUGAGAGUCAAGUGCACCCCGGGAAUCACUGGCUUCACUCUUGGUCAGCCACUUAGAAUCCCUUUUGUCAGCCAACCGGAAUACUGUUACAUCAACAGCCGGGAAAAUAAUUUAACAAUGAGCUAUUUCAACGUAACCGAGGCCGUGGCCUCCAAAUUUGAGGACGUUGCCAGCGUUCACGCUCUGACGACGCUCAGUGUCCUCGACAUUUUCGCCCAGGCGUUUGUUCUUCCUCAAAACUUUGGUUCCAACUCCAUUGGCUUGAUCGUACUUACCCUGGAUGAUGCGCGGAAUCUUUCAGGUAAUGCCAGGGCUUGCAGCAUUGAUGCGCGAUGGGCAAAUGGAACAUCGUCAGUAUUGGACAAAAAGAUGCCGUCCAAGUAUAGCUACGGGGCAGACCAAGGCUCAGCUGUUGUCAAUGCUAUGAUUUCAAAAGGCAAGGAGUUCGGCAGCGGGCUUGGUUUCAUACAUCCAAAAGACGACGAGACGUGGCAGUCGAUCAAGAUAGAUCCAAGUUGGUUUGCCCUGCUGGCACCACAGGUCAGCGCCAGCAUCCUCACCGACCCUCUGCAUCAAGCCACGACGCUUCCCAAUCGAACGACGCUCGAAUCCCUGCUCACUCUCUUCCGUCCCACCACUGACAUACCGGGAAUCUUGAACCUGCCGGGCGCGCCACCACCGGAAGACGAGCCUGACAGGACUACCUUGGAGAGCAUCAUCGCGAGCUACGUCGCCGACGGCAUCUCACGGACCGGGAGCCAGAUCAACCUCAACUAUGCAAGCCUCAUGAGCCCAAUAAGCUACCGCAACAACAACAUCAGUGACGGGAAUCGCACGGCAAUGGUACGCUAUGGCGGCCCAGCCUUGAGCUUCGACCCGAGCAACGCCCUCGCACAGGGUAACAAGCCGCCAAUGGUGAUGCGCCCGACGAUCAGCGGAUACGCCAUGGGACUCGAUGAGGGAAAUGACUACGUGUGGGUUCUUGUGCUGCUGCUUCACGCGUUGUUGGCAUUGUUGCACACGAUCUGGGUCUGGUGUUCGAGCGGGGGCGUAAGCCAGGCUUGGGGCAGUAUCACCGAGCUCGUUUCCCUCGCCCUGACCUCAACAGCGCUCCAGGGCCAGGGACUAGAAAAUAACUGUGCGGGAACCGAAAAGCUCAGCACAAUGAAGCUGGUUGCUCGGGUAGAAGCUGUGUCAAGUGGAACAACACCAGCGAAUCAAGGGCUUGAGCAACUCCAGCUUCGAGUAACACAGGGUUACAGUCAACUUCCCAGCACUAGUGAUGCUCAGAAGGGGGUUGCAUACGGUAACCUAUAG
Ilyonectria robusta is the source of this 2304-nucleotide messenger RNA. RefSeq lists its product as uncharacterized. The record is from RefSeq and is a predicted model, not a curated record. The coding region runs from base 1 to 2304 and encodes 767 amino acids. The transcript is spliced from 5 exons. NCBI's taxonomy places the organism in Eukaryota, Fungi, Ascomycota, Sordariomycetes, Hypocreales, Nectriaceae.